CUAUAAAGUCUAUACUCUAUGUUGAGCAAAGAUGUAGAGUGCUGUAGUCUAUGUUUUACUGCUGCUGACGGAUCAUGUUUUGAAGUGGGUAGAAGUUGAAUGUGUUAUUUUUGUGAUGAGUGUUCGUGUUAUAUAUAAGAAUGCCAAUCCAGGCGCCUCAAUGGACGGACUACCUGAACUGUCCGGUGUGCUGCCGCGAGUUCGGCGCGCCGCCGCGCAGCCCUAUCAGCCUCAGCUGCGGCCACACGCUAUGUAGGCAUUGCCUCAAGCAUCUCCACAGGAAACAAUGCCCCUUCGAUCAGACUGCUAUCCAGCUGGAGCCGGAGGAGUUAGUGGUGAACACAGCGCUGCUGCAGCUGGCGGGGUACUCGCCGCCCGCGCAGCCGUACCAUCCGCCGUGCAUCCAGCUGUUGCCCGAGAAGGACCGGCAGGCGUACGAUGUGAUCGUGCGCUGCAUGGAGCAUCUCGCGGUCUACCUUAAGUACUGUGGAAAUGCUAACAACAGUAUGGCGGGAAGCAGGCUGUCGCGGCCCAUGCAGCGAAAGUUGGUGACCCUGCUGCAGUGCGCUAUGAUAGAUGAGGAGGGGCGCGGGAGAGCGGCGCGGGCGGCGCGCUCCCUCGGCGAGAGGACCGUCACAGAACUUAUCCUGCAACACCAGAAUCCGCAACAGCUGAGCGCGAAUCUGUGGGCGGCGGUCAGGGCCCGCGGCUGUCAGUUCCUGGGUCCCGCCAUGCAAGAGGAGGUGCUAAAGUUGGUGCUCUUGGCUCUGGAGGACGGCUCCGCACUCUCCAGAAAGGUUUUAGUGAUGUUUGUUGUCCAAAGACUGGAGCCACACUUCCCUCAGGCUUCCAAAACUAGUAUAGGCCACGUAGUCCAGCUGCUUUAUCGAGCUUCUUGUUUUAAGGUUUCAAAACGCGAGUGCGACUCGUCCCUGAUGCAGCUGAAGGAGGAGUUCCGCACGUACGAGUCCCUCCGGCGCGAGCACGACGCCCAGAUCGUGCAGAUCGCGACCGAGGCCGGCCUCAGGAUAGCGCCGGACCAGUGGAGCGCGCUGUUGUACGGCGAUACGGCGCACAAGAGCCACAUGCAGAGCAUUAUUGACAAGCUGCAGACGCCGCAGUCGUUUGCACAGUCGGUGCAGGAGUUGUUCAUAGCGUUGCAGAGGACCGGCGACCCUGCGCAGCUGGUCGUCAUGAGCUUGCACCUCGACAGGCUCGCCAAUAUCGACGCUAGUCCAGAAGCGAAGAGUCCUUCGUGGCAGCAACUGGCGGAGCUGAUGACGUCACUGAAGGAGGUGGUCUCCGGUUUGAUACAUUACCUGCAGCAGCAGACGGGGGCGCGCGACGCCAAUCACAACGCGAAACACGACCGGUGCCAAGAUCCCACCACCAGUCAGUCUACGAGCCAGUCUGCAGUAACUACCCCGACCCACAAGUACAAGAUGUCGAUGUGCCGUGAUGCCACCUCCCGUGCCUACUGCCCCCGCGGCAACUCCUGCGCCUACGGCCACCCUGAUGACGAGCUAGAAAGAGUCCGUAUGAUUUCAUCAAAUGGGCAUUACGGGUUCAUUUCUGGCGUCGGCAGCGUGGGUGGCGUGCCUACCGUGACCAACAUGAUGCCGCCACCCGGCUCCGGGGUUCCGAGCAUGUCGGGCGUGGGCGGCGUCCCGGUCGUCUCCGGCAUCCACGGCGGUGGCGUGCCUCUCAAUAACGGACCAGGCAUGGCCAGCACGAACAGCGUAUCUGGAGGAUUAGGCAAUGUAAACAACUUGCCGAGCGGCAUCCCCAAUGUGAGCAGCGUGCCAAGCGGCAUGCCCAAUAACGUCUCGGGCGGCAUGCAGUCGAUGCCGCAGCCCAUACAACUGGUGCCGCAGCUGUUCAACCCGUAUCCGAUGCAACCACAGAGUCAGCCGCAGCCGAUUGGGCAGUCGAUCGUCCAGCAUAUGGACACCUACAAUUCACAAUCGGUGCAACACAUUCAGACUGUCAUGUCGGAGCCUCCUCCGGAAAGCAUGGACGUGCAGUCAUCCUACUCUUCGGGAAUAAUCCACGCGCCCCAAGGCAUAUAUGACCCGAACAACACCAACUAUAACUACAACGUGGGAUUCCGACGCAUCGAGUACUCGCCGGUGUACCCUGUGGCUGAGCCGGUGCCUGUGCAAGUCCCCGUCCCGAGCGUGUACGUGCCCGUCACACGAAACGUCAGCAGAUUCUCCUACGAUGAACCAAUUCAAGAAGAGAUGCGCGAGGCCCUCAAGGCGGCCACGUUCACGCCGAUCAGCAGCGACCACGAGUCCAGCGCGUGGGGAAUCGGCGGAGUCAAGCGCAUCCACGGCGGCUCUGACGUUUACGCUUAUGACAACGCGUUUGAGUCGCUGCCAGUUAGAGCACAUUGUUCAGAAUCGAUUGAUGGGCUAUACACAUGCGACCGUCGCGCAGUCGGUACCGAACGCAGCAUCACCGCCACCAGUCGCAGCUCCUCUGAGGUGGCCGAGGAUAUUUGUUCACAGCAACAGCUCGAAAAGGAGCUCGAGGCACUGGAACGUCGGAUCGACACAGAGUUCAAAAGCACAGACUAGGCGUCACAAGUAAACGCGCCACGAGGAAACGCCGCGGGGCCCUUCGUCGCGUUCUCUUAUUAUUUGUUCUUCGACAUGCGCCCGAGUCGCUGGGUCCUUCGAGUCGGUUUAAAAGCAAAUUCAAAAAUCGUAAGUUUUCAUCGUUUAAGUAUUCUAGUCGCAUUAUCGCAUUUAUGUAGCGAGAUAUUUGGAAGUUUAAAUUGUAUCCGUGCGUGUGACCCGGCGAUUCGUCGCGCCUCUGUUUAGUUAUAAUUUACUGAUGUUGUACCCGCGCCAGGUCAUUGUACCAGACCUGCGGCGCGACGCUGAUUCUCAUCAACCUUUGUUUUCGUCAUUUACCUAUAUUAUACUUAUAUUUAUUUUUUUCCCGUUAUGAAAUACACGUUUACAUAUUUUGUUUAUUUCGUUAGUAGUGUAAUAAGCAGUGGCGUUCGCCACUUUUCGGCCGCGUAUUGGAUACGAAGCCAUAUUUAUAAGCUAUAUAAUCGCACGUUAGCAUUAAGCUCUAACGGGUUAUAUACCCCACGCGUCAAUACUAUAAUUUGUAAAUAUGUGGAAUGAAAUUACCGAUAUGUUGACAUGUAUCCACACGGUAAAGCUAAAAUCAUAUUUGAAUAAAUAAUAAGUGUCGUGAUAGUAGUAGGAUGGUUAGUGUUUUAAACACGGUGUAGAUUUCUGUUGGCAUGCGAGUUCAGUAUUCAGACCCGACGUCACGACGGCGUGCGGCGUCAACGCGACGAUAGAUGGCGCUAUAACCAAUAUACGCACACUGCGCCUACGUUCACACACGUGGACAUUUGAAUGAAAUUUAAAAUGUCGCAAUUUACACGUUCGCACGCGUACUCACAACCGAAAUAGGUUCGAUUUCAUAGUUAAAAAUUGUUUUGUCUAGUAUUUUACGUUAUAAACCGACCCGUGUGGUAGUCAUUACGACACCAGUAACACUAAUUCAUUUCCCCGCCCCGCUCGACAGCGUCGGCGAGUACACCCGCACUCUUGGCUUUUAGUCUAAUCGUAAAGAUGCUAGAUAAUGUUAUUAUGCGUACAUUAAAGGUCGAAAACAAUUUUAAGGCUGGUGAUACAACUAUUUAUUGUUUACGGUGUAGAAGGAAAUCUUGAAAGUAAUUAAGACUGUAAAGUAGAUAUAGCUGAGAGAUUCAACUCAACGCCCCACAUUUUGUAUAACCUAAUUUAUUUUAGUUAAUAUUAAUGUCAUUUAGAUAUUUUCAAAGUCAUACCUUGCCGAGUGAUAUUGACGGCUUUGAAUGUAAUAUGUUUACAAAGUAUGUGAUUUUAGGAUGAACGCUGUUGACCGUUCUAUACUCUAAUGCAUUUAAUAAACUUAUGUUAAUGUAUGCCACGGGUCUCGCGUCAUCUAGACCAUCUAUUUAAUGUAAUAAUUUUUUUAUGAAUUUUUGAUUUGAAUAUAUUUUUUAUAUUUAAACGUCUGUUUAAUGACUAUAUAAUAUUAUAUAAGCUUAUGCAGUGCAAUUUUGUGAAAUGGUGUGGUUUUGAGCGUUGUAAGCAUAAUAUCGAAUAAUGUAAUUGUUUACAUCUAAUGUGUUGGUUUGCGACAUUCUCUAACGCUUCGAAACCACCGGAGCAAUAUCGAAUGCAAUAUUUCCCAUAAUAAGGGCUGUGAUCUUGGCUAUUUAUAGAUGCACAUCGGCUCUGAGCUUGUCCCGCUGUGUGGGAAGGGUCGGUACUUACAUAUAAUGAACUUUUGGCAUAUUCGCUUUGGAGAUCUUUAACCGGGAAAGCUACAACAAAUAUCUCGAUUAUUUGUUUAUCAUGCACGGCUCCUGAUGGGGGUCACCGGGUCCGCGAUCCCCCACAAGUCCAUGUAAUGGCGUCUCACAUCGUGACCUCCAGUAGACGGAGCCGAGCUCUAACCAAAAACGCGCGGCUGUUGUAUUAAAGUUGUUUCCUAAAUUAUAAUAUAUCGCUAGGCGUCGGGUUGCGUCUUUCAGUUUUAUUUUUAUAGAAUAUAUUAUUGGGGACGCGGGAGUCUCCAAUGAGUUGUGGAUCAUCGCAUUUGUUUAAGAAUGCAUAGAUUUUUUUUCUUUCUAUAUAAACUAAUCUACGGGCGCACGUCGUCCAUGUAAGUAAUUGUAAAUUUUAAUUUAUAUGUAUAAAUGGUGAACCAUUUCGAUAAUGUUUCGAUGGAACAAGCGACGUCAUAUCAUGGUGGUCCGAGCGCGACGCCGGCGAGGAACACACGACACGUACUAUUAACGAACUGUUGAUCUCCUUUUAUGAUUGUUUUUCCUCAUUCGGCCUCCAGUCGCGUUCGCGGCUACCUAUGUCGCCAUUUUUGUUAGCUGUCAGGUUGACGUUAAGGGUUUCACACACUGUCUGUCCUGCGUGUGGCUGUGCGCAUGCAGGUCUCAGACCAGAACGCGUCAUGACAAUCCUACUACAUCCAAUCCGAUCAUGUCAUAGUUUGUUUCACUUGUUCGCAAUAUAGUUGUUAGUUGAUGACGCUGCAGUAAUGAUAGUCUCGAUAUUUACAAUUGACACGUAUUCUGAGUGUUGUUCGUGAACGUGUCCCGUAGCCGGACGCGGGCAGUGUUUUAAACCCUUUAGGUGUGCGGAGGCCCUCUGUAUUCGGGCCCCGCGUAGUAACGGCUGGUAUAUUUCGUAAUUCAAUAGGGUGUACGAUUUUUUAAUGUGAUUUUGUUUUUUUUUUAUAUAAAAUCAGUACAAGUAGUUGAUUUUUUUCAAAAUAUUUAAUGUAACCCUUUUGCUUGAACUUUGGGAUGUAUUUAAAUACUUAUAUGUAAAAUUAAUUAUAAAUUAACUAAUGUGUGAUUUUUGGGAUCUCCAUGGAGCCCAUUAAAAGUAGAUUAUAGAUUUAUUUCAUAGUUGGAGUUUUCCUAUUAUUUUUGUUGCGUAGUUUUGUUUUUUUAUUUUAGUCACUCUAAAUAAAAACAAAAAAUAUC
Molecule: messenger RNA, 5521 nt
Organism: Manduca sexta (tobacco hornworm)
Lineage: Eukaryota; Metazoa; Arthropoda; Insecta; Lepidoptera; Sphingidae
Gene: roq
Product: roquin-1
Exons: 17
Coding region: 141-2579 (812 amino acids)
Molecular function (GO): metal ion binding
Source: RefSeq, a predicted model, not a curated record